Messenger RNA from Desarmillaria tabescens, 853 nucleotides. RefSeq lists its product as uncharacterized. The record is from RefSeq and is a predicted model, not a curated record. Lineage: Eukaryota; Fungi; Basidiomycota; Agaricomycetes; Agaricales; Physalacriaceae. The transcript has a single exon. Bases 232 to 813 code for a protein of 193 amino acids.
ACCUCACAUCGCUCACACACUCUCUUCGCGUCCCUGCAUGGCCAUCACCGCAAGCCUGGAUGUACCUCAUACCACGCGUCCUUGCCCGCACGGACAACCCCCACUCCCUCGUUCUCCCCUCCUUUGACCUUCACAUCGUGCGACAUCACUCCGCCUUUGGUCUCCGGCAUAUCGAGUUUGGCGACACCCACCUCUCCGGGCAGGCCGAGGCAGACCUUCUCACGUGGUUGGAUGGCCAAACUAAUGUCGUUUCAUUGCGAUUUCCGUCCCUGCUUGAAGAUGACGAUGGUGACGAGUCACCACCGUCUACGCCACUUCCCGCCACUCGGAUGCGUACACAGCUUCUCUCCGCGCCCCACCACAGCUAGUCGGCUGUCUCUAUUUCCGAUGCCUCCGCUAUCCCCGCUACCACCGACUCCAACACCCACUCAAGAUCCUUUCACGCAUCCCGUCGCUACCCUUCUCCCUAAUCUCACAACCCUGCAUGCCCCGCCACACCUAAUAAUCCUCCUUGCACCCUCUCGCCCUCUAAUCGACGUGUCUAUAACCAUCUCCACCCCAAUAUAUGCGGGUUUCGUCCUACAUCCACUCUCGAAUCUCUCCCUCCCUCCGUUCGCUGUCUCCACUUUGUCUUCAAGUCCGUCGGUAAACGCAAAGAAGAAAAGAAUCUCCGAAGCGAGGUCGUCACAUACCCCAACAUUGAGGAACUCGAGAUCGAAGGAGAGGGCGGCGAGGCGUAUUGGGGUGGCGUCGUUUCCCACAUUAAGUCUCUCCGGGUACUGGUUAUGCGUAAACUGGGGAUCGCACAAGUGAAACCAGCGAAGGAAGAGUUCGACGAGAGGUUCCCUCUCCC